AUGGGCAAGAACGAUAAAAAAUCCGGCGAUAAAGGCGGUGGCAAGGGAAAAGGCGCCGAGGCUAAGGAAGGAGGAGGCAAGGCAAAGGGGGCGAUGUCUAUCAACGUUCGUCACAUUCUGUGCGAAAAACAUGCCAGAAAGGAAGAAGCUUUGCUGAAGCUGAGCGAGGGUGUCAAAUUUGAUGAGGUGGCACGGGCCUAUUCAGAAGACAAGGCACGACAAGGGGGUUCUCUAGGUUGGAAGAUUAAAGGGAGCCUGGAUCCUACGUUUGAAGAAGUUGCCUUUUCUUUGGAGCCGAGCACUACGAGCAAUCCUAAAAUUGGAGAGGCCAAGACUCCGUUUGGCUAUCACAUUAUCAUGGUCGAGGGGCGCAAAUAG
Molecule: messenger RNA, 378 nt
Organism: Trichoderma breve
Lineage: Eukaryota; Fungi; Ascomycota; Sordariomycetes; Hypocreales; Hypocreaceae
Product: PPIC-type PPIASE domain-containing protein
Exons: 4
Coding region: 1-378 (125 amino acids)
Biological process (GO): rRNA processing
Molecular function (GO): DNA binding; peptidyl-prolyl cis-trans isomerase activity
Source: RefSeq, a predicted model, not a curated record